GUGAAGGCGCAGCUCCGCCAGGCAGUGACGCAAUGACGUAGGCAGGAAGACUUUAGCGAAGCUUCUUCUCAACUUCGCCCCUGUCAGUCUGGUAAUGUUUGUACAGUUAAACUACUGACAAUGCCUGUGGAGAGUCUGCCAAUACGGGAUGCGUCCAUUCAUUUCCGUUUACUACAGCAGUAUCUGGUUCUUCUGAAGAAAUAUCCCAUCCUUACCAAGUCUGUAACGAGUGGCAUCCUCUCAGCUCUAGGAAAUCUGCUUUCUCAGAUUUUGGAGGCAAGAAAAAAGGCCAAGAAUGGAGCCACAUGCAAUGAGAUUGACACAGCUGGAGCUGCACGCUAUGCCAUUUAUGGGUUUUUUAUUACAGGACCGGUGAGCCAUUACUUUUACCAGCUGAUGGAAGUGUGGAUACCUGCCACAGACCCGCUCUGCAUAGUCAAACGUCUGCUACUAGAUCGGCUUGUUUUUGCCCCCGGUUUUCUGCUCAUUUUCUACUUUGUUAUGAACAUCCUGGAGGCUAAAGGGUGGAGAGACUUUGAAAAGAAGAUGAGAGGAAGUUACUGGACUGCUUUAAAGAUGAAUUGGAAAGUGUGGACUCCCUUCCAGUUCAUCAAUAUCAACUUUGUGCCUGUUCAGUUCAGAGUGCUGUAUGCCAACACAAUCGCCUUAUUUUGGUACGCCUACCUUGCAUUCUGUGAGGAAAUGACGCUUCCCUACAUUACCUCACAAAAAAACGCCCAAAACGGAUUUGGAGGAAAGUGCUUCUUCACAGUGGCUUCAACAUUUGGCUGUUUACUGUACUUUCACCCGUUUCUAAUCUAGAUAACAACUCUUACAUACCGUAAUCUGUAUACUCCUAACAAACCUUUACUAUGAGUUUAAGACAAUAAAACAUACUGGUAUGAUAUGUUCGGAUACAUGACCGUUUGUAAUUACGGAACAUGUAGAAUGUAUUUAAUGUGUUUUUUUACAAAGCACUGCUAAAAACUUGUAAAAAUGUAAUCGUAAUGUAGUAGUAUAGUACUGUACUGUAGUAAACAUUGAUUAUGAUUGAGACACUCUUUUAAAUAUUGGAAUAAUGUACAUUUGAAAUUGAUGCUAAAGUGUUCCCUUCUGGUUACUUCUUGUGGUUUUGGUCUGUACACGGUACAGCUCCACCCCUGAGCUGAAGACAAUACAGUAGGAAAUGAGAAGAGACAUGCAAUUUACAUUUAGAACUUUAUUAUAUUUUUUAACAGCGUACAAAUAACGUUACCUGAUUAAAACGUGUGAAAAUAAGAUUAUAAUAUGCUUUGUUGUGUGUGUAUAACAUAUUUUACUGGAAAAACCAAAUACUGAAUAAAGCCUAAACAAGUUUUUAAGAUAUGGCACAAUUACA
Messenger RNA from Cottoperca gobio, 1378 nucleotides. It is a transcript of the gene pxmp2, whose product is annotated as peroxisomal membrane protein 2. Gene Ontology annotation, cellular component: cytoplasm; peroxisomal membrane. The coding region runs from base 121 to 822 and encodes 233 amino acids. The transcript is spliced from 5 exons. The record is from RefSeq and is a predicted model, not a curated record. Lineage: Eukaryota; Metazoa; Chordata; Actinopteri; Perciformes; Bovichtidae.